This is a messenger RNA of Colletotrichum gloeosporioides, 564 nucleotides long. RefSeq lists its product as uncharacterized. Bases 1 to 564 code for a protein of 187 amino acids. Lineage: Eukaryota; Fungi; Ascomycota; Sordariomycetes; Glomerellales; Glomerellaceae. The transcript has a single exon. The record is from RefSeq and is a predicted model, not a curated record.
AUGGCAAUGCCUACCCUUCCCAAGGAGCCUGUCGCCGCGCUUGUCGCCGAGUCUGACACCAAUGAGCUUGCAACUUUGGGCGUGUUUGGUGGUAUCACUGAUCUGAUUGAACUUCCUUUCAAGAUAGGUCGAACUCUCCUCAAGCCUCUCACAGAAAAGAAGUUUGCCACCUCUGAUGGGCGGCGCAUGAGCUUGUUGGGGCUCAUCACGGAGGAGAUGAAACGUCAAAUCGCGGAACGGGAGAGAACUGAGCGCGAGAGACUCGAGGCCGAGGGCGCUGAUGGAAACAAUUCCACUGAGCCUGGCACCGAGGGCGAGCCUGGCACCGAGGGCGAGCCUGCCACCGAGGGCGAGCCUGCCACCGAGGGCGAGCCGGCCACCGAGGGCGAGCCGGCCACCGAGGGCGAGCCGGCCACCGAGGGCGAGCCGGCCACCGAGGGCGAGCCGGCCACCGAGGGCGAGCCUGCCACCGAGGAUGGUGCUAAGGAUGACGCCGCUAUGGAAGCCUUGUUGUCCGUGUUCAAGGGGCUUUCAGAACAGAUUGAGAAGAACGACUCAACUUAG